Raphanus sativus (radish) is the source of this 899-nucleotide messenger RNA. RefSeq lists its product as uncharacterized. Bases 39 to 719 code for a protein of 226 amino acids. NCBI's taxonomy places the organism in Eukaryota, Viridiplantae, Streptophyta, Magnoliopsida, Brassicales, Brassicaceae. The record is from RefSeq and is a predicted model, not a curated record. The transcript is spliced from 4 exons.
CGAGAGAUACCGACUCUUGAACCGAAAUUAUUUAGGUGAUGGAUGAGAUCCUUAACCGAUACGAGCCAUUUCUAAACCCUCGUCGUCGUGGCUCGUGUUACAGAUCAAGGCGAAGAAGCAAAAGGUCAGGUGAAGCAACAAUGUCGUGGAUGAAAGGAGAUUUACUUUCCAAAACCAGGAGGCUUGUUGGUGGGCUCGCUACAAGAGAGCCUGUUUGGCUUAAAGCCAUGGAAGCAUCACCACCUCCUGUCUUCCCUCGCUCUAAUGGGAACCUCAAGAAGAUUGUUCUCCCUGAAGAUCCCUACGUUCGCAGAUUCGCUCGUAAGCAUCCUGAAGCUAAACUCGUCGACCCCAACAAGGUUUCGGCGUUUAUUCCAGAUCCAGCACGCUUUUCUGGUUGCCGGGUUCUUGAACUGACCAAAAAUGGCAUCAGCGAGGAUGACGCCAUGUCUGUAGCUAAUAUGGAGUAUCUUGCGGAGAGAAAGGAAAAGAAGAAAGCAUACAAGCGCCUAAAGGAGCUUGCUCUUCUGCAAGACAAGGCUCCGCCUCCUAAACCCUAUCUUAGUACCAAAAAGGAGAUGCAAACUCAAGAGAAGAAAGCACCUGCGGAUCCUCCUAGCGUCCGCAGGCUAGUUAACCAGUUGAAACAGCAGAAAGAUGUGUUGCUUCAGGACAAACCUGGAGGUAGUACUAAUCAGGAUCAUUGGAUAGACGAAUAGAUUCUCCAUCACCCUUUUCUUUUUAUGCAAGUUCCAGUCUUUUUAUACAUGAUGACAAUUGUUGUUAUUCCCAUUUGAUUGUUUACAGAUCAUUUUCAACAAACAAGUGUUACUCCCAUUUGAUUGUAGUUGUAAUAACACAUAUCUUUGGAUGAUUCCUACAAACAAUUAGUUUCUACA